Coniophora puteana RWD-64-598 SS2 is the source of this 1825-nucleotide messenger RNA. Its product is annotated as T-complex protein 1. Gene Ontology annotation, molecular function: ATP hydrolysis activity; ATP binding; ATP-dependent protein folding chaperone. Lineage: Eukaryota; Fungi; Basidiomycota; Agaricomycetes; Boletales; Coniophoraceae. The coding region runs from base 15 to 1691 and encodes 558 amino acids. The record is from RefSeq and is a predicted model, not a curated record. Gene Ontology annotation, biological process: protein folding. Gene Ontology annotation, cellular component: chaperonin-containing T-complex. The transcript is spliced from 8 exons.
CCGACUCCCCAGCCAUGUCUCUCAAGGUUCCAAAAUCAAACAAUCUCCAGCUCUUCAAGGACGGGUACAAGCACACGCAAGGCCUUGAAGAUGCCGUCCUCCGCAACAUCCAGGCUGUGGCAGAGCUUUCAGACGUCGUUCGAACAAGCUUUGGUCCAAAUGGUCGGAAUAAGCUUUUGAUCAAUCACCUUGGCCGAUUGUUCGUCACAUCCGAUGCAGCCACAAUAAUACGGGAGAUCGAGGUUGUCCAUCCAGCAGCUAAACUACUCGUCAUGGCAUCUCAAGCGCAGGAGACAGAGAUGGGCGACGCGACCAACACCGUUCUCAUCCUCGCUGGCGAACUUCUCAAGAAGUCAGAACAACUUCUCCUUCUCGGCCUCGUACCUAGUGAAGUAAUCAAGGGCUAUGAACUCGCAUGCGCAAAAGCUCUUGAGGAGCUCGAAAAUCUCUCGACGUCAAGCCUCCCAUCACCACUAACCGCUUCCACCCUCGCCGACGCGGUCAAGCCUGCGAUCGCAUCAAAACAGUACGGCUUCGAGGACAUGCUCUCAGCCCUUGUUGCUGAGGCAGCACUCGCUGUGAUGCCGAAUGACCCCAAGAACUUCAACGUCGAUAACGUGCGCGUCGUCAAGAUCAUGGGUGGAAGUCUUGAAGGAAGUAGAGUCGUUCAGGGUAUGGUCUUCGGCCGUGAGCCGGAAGGCCUCAUCAAAAAGGUCACCAAGGCCAAAGUCGCAGUGUUCACAAGCGCUCUAGAUAUUGCGCAGACCGAGACGAAGGGAACCGUGCUGCUCAAGAACGCCGAGGAGAUGCUCAAUUUCACCCGCGGCGAGGAGCAACACCUCGAAAAGAUCUUCAAAGAGAUCGCAGACUCGGGCGUCAAAGUCAUCAUCGCCGGCUCCUCCAUCGGCGACCUCGCCAUGCACUACCUCAACCGGUUCAACAUCGCCGUCCUCAAGGUCCUCUCCAAAUUCGACCUCCGCCGUGUCUGCCGCGUCGUUAACGCGACGCCCCUCGCGCGCGUCGGCGCGCCCACGCCCGAGGAAGCCGGCUUCAUCGACGUCUUCGAGACGACCGAGAUCGGCGGCGACCGCGUCACGGUCCUGCGCCAGCUCGGGCCCAACGAAGACGGCUACGACGGCACCGCGGAGCGCGCGCGCACGGCGACGAUCGUGCUGCGCGGCGCGACGGCGAACAGGCUCGACGAUCUCGAGCGUGCGAUAGACGACGGCGUGAACGUGAUCAAGGCGCUGAUCAAGGACCCGCGGCUCGUGCCCGGCGCGGGCGCGACGGAGCUCGCGCUCGCGCGCAAGGUCGAUGCGUACGGCUCUGGGCUGAAGGGCCUUGCGCAGCACGCGGUGAAGCGGUAUGCGCAGGCGCUCGAGGUUAUCCCGCGCACGCUUGCGGAAAACGCGAUGGGCGGCGCACAGGGGAACGAGGUGCUCACGAAGCUGAUGGCGAAGCACAGCGAAGAGGGCGGUCAUGUUUGGGGCGUCGAUGUCGAGUCGGAAGAUGACGGGACGCUCCAGGCGACGCAACAUGGCAUCGCAGACCCGCUCGCCGCCAAGGCAUGGGCGAUCCGCCUCGCGACCGAGGCUGCCGUCUCCGUGCUUAGCGUCGACGCGAUCAUCAUGAGCAAGCCCGCAGGCGGACCCAAAGUCCCGCAGCAGUCGGGCAACUGGGACGAGGAUUAGGUGCAGCCAGAUGUCCAUUCGUAAUCGCUUCCUCUGCCCAUCGGUUGGCUUUGCUAUGAUGACAGCGUCAAAUUACUAUAGUAGUGCUAUUAAGUACGUGCUGAAAUGACUAGAAUUGCUCUAGGACACAGGCG